Vigna umbellata (rice bean) is the source of this 611-nucleotide messenger RNA. It is a transcript of the gene TIM13, whose product is annotated as translocase of the inner mitochondrial membrane 13. Lineage: Eukaryota; Viridiplantae; Streptophyta; Magnoliopsida; Fabales; Fabaceae. The record is from RefSeq and is a predicted model, not a curated record.
GUGGGCUGGACUAUCGUGGGUGGUCCACUUCGAAAAGAAGAACUGAAUUAGGGUUUUAAGGAAAGAACGUUGCUGAGGGGUUAUUUAACAAUCGUCUGGCUUGAGACUUACAUAUUUACUCUGUUUGGCGGCACACAUCGUGUAAUUCUAACUUACAGAUAAGCAUACUGAGUGGGAAGCAAUGGAUUCGUUCUCAAAUCCAUCGUCUGGGUCGUCCCAGCAGUUAUCUGCGCAGGAUAUCAGAAAGCAAUUGAAGAAUCAACUGGCCUUGGAGUAUGCUCAACAAUUUCUUGAGACAGUGGGAAGAAAGUGUUUUGAGAAGUGUAUCACGAAACCAGGUUCAAGUCUUGGUGGAAGUGAAAGCAGUUGCAUCUCUAGGUGCGUAGAUCGAUAUAUUGAAGCCACCGGCAUAAUUAGCAAAGCGUUAUUUACUUCGCAAUGAAUCGGACAACUUUCUCAGUUUAAUUUCUCCCAACAUUUUGAUUACCAAUUUAUAGGCGUUGGAGAUUACGUGUCUCCGGGUUCUUUUCAUGCAUUUUAAUAUUAUAUUAUAAAACUAAGGCAUGUAUGACUCGUGAAGUUCAGGCUUAUUUUCAAAUCUGUUUUCUUAA